Messenger RNA from Nerophis lumbriciformis (worm pipefish), 2496 nucleotides. Lineage: Eukaryota; Metazoa; Chordata; Actinopteri; Syngnathiformes; Syngnathidae. The record is from RefSeq and is a predicted model, not a curated record.
UAUAACGGAGCAAGGAUGGCAAAGACAAUAGGAUACCGAGACUGGCGACGGCAGGCUCUUUUGUGGCAUUUUCUCUUGUGGACUACAGGGGACGCACAAACGCGUUACAGCAUCCCUGAGGAGCUCAAACAAGGUUCGGUGGUGGGCAAUUUGGCCAAAGAUCUGUCUUUGGGACUGUCUGAGAUAUUUGAGCGCAGGCUGCGCGUCGCCUCAGAGGUUGGGAAGCAGUAUUUCAGCGUGGAUGCGGGGAAGGGCGAGCUGCUGGUCAACGACAGAAUAGACAGAGAAGCUUUAUGCGGACAAAGCGCCAGCUGUGUGCUCCCUCUGCAGGUCGUUUUAGAAAAUCCGUUACAAUUGCAUCGAAUAGAAGUGGACAUUAAAGACGUCAAUGACAAUGCUCCUAGUUUUCUUAAAAGUGAACACGUGAUUGAAAUAGCUGAAUCCGCCAUUGUAGGUAUAAAUUUUCCCCUACAGAGUGCAGAGGACGCUGAUGUUGGAGCACAUACCAUAAGGUCAUAUACACUUAGUAAAGAUGAAUGUUUUACAUUAAAAAUGAGAGAGAUUGAAAAUGGAAGAAAAAUGCCAGAAUUGGUGUUGAAUAAAUCACUAGAUCGUGAGAAAAAAGCUGUUCAUAAUUUAGUUCUUACAGCUAAAGAUGGUGGUGUUCCUGUAAAAUCGGGAACUUCAAAAAUUAUAAUAAAUGUUCUGGACGCUAAUGACAAUGUUCCUUCAUUUGUUCAAAAAUUAUAUAAGGUAUCAGUACAUGAAAACAGCCCAAAUGGCUCUUUUGUCAUUGCAACGAAAGCGACAGAUAUAGACGAUGGUCCAAAUGGCGAAGUAGAGUAUUCUCUUGGCAUACACACGCCACCAUCGGUGCUCGAAAUAUUUCAUAUAGACCCGGUAAGUGGGGAUAUAUUAUUAAUAAAUAAUUUGGACCAUGAAAAAAUAUCCUCUUUUCGUAUUGAUAUAAUUGCAAAAGAUAAAGGGCUACCAAAAAUGGAAGGUCAUUGCAGCGUGCAGAUUGAUGUAUUAGACGUAAAUGACAAUGCUCCAGAAAUGUUAUUGACUUCCAAACCAAGUUCUGUACCAGAGGACUCUGCAGUUGGAACAGUUGUGGCUUUGCUGAGUGUACGUGAUCCCGACUCUGGUAAGAAUAGUGAAGUAACUUUACAUCUUCCUAAGGGCUCCCCUUUUUCUCUCAAACCAUCCUUUUCUAAUAAUUACGCUUUGAUCACCAGUGGUAAUUUGGACCGAGAGAGUGUGUCUGAGUACAACAUUGAGAUAACCGCCACUGAUUCAGGCGUUCCUGUUCUGUCUAGUAAAAAAACGAUAGCUGUGAGCAUCACUGAUGUCAAUGACAACCCUCCUGUAUUCUCUCAGAGCUCUUACAAUGUUUAUCUAAAAGAGAACGGCGCAGCAGGUGCCAUACUGUUCUCUGUGUCUGCGAGCGACCCGGAUGCAGGCGAAAAUGCCAAAUUGUCUUAUUCAAUCGUGGACUCUAAAGUUCACGACAUGUCUGUGUCAUCUUACGUUUACGUGAACUCUGAGAACGGAAGCAUUUAUAGCAUGCACUCAUUUGACUACGAAAAAGUCAAAGUGUUUAACUUUCAAGUGGAAGCGAAGGACCAAGGCUCUCCGUCCCUAAGAAGCAAUGCCACAGUCCAGGUUUUCAUUGUGGAUCUGAAUGACAACGCCCCUGCCGUCAUCUACCCCUCCCCCCAUGCUGCUUCCCAUCUGAGGCUGCCCCGCUCAGCCAAGCCAGGCCACCUGAUCACCAAGGUGACGGCUGUGGACGCGGACUCGGGCCACAACGCGUGGAUUUCGUACAAAGUGGUGGAGGCCACAGACACCUCUCUGUUUGUACUGACUUUAUACACUGGGGAGGUGAGGAUUAAACGUGCAGUUUCCGAGCAUGAUGACUCCUCUCAAAGGCUGAUCGUAGAGGUCAAGGACGACGGGGAACCGGUCCAAUCGACCACUGUCACGCUGUCUGUCCUGCUGGAAGACGGCCUGCUCGAGCCCAUGUUGGAGCUGAGACACAAAUCGGCAUCUGAGCCCAGCAUGACAGGGGGCAGAAUCACACUUUAUUUGAUUGUGUCACUGGCCUCGGUGUCCAUGUUGUCUCUCCUCACUUUGCUGGUUUUAGCCGUGAAAUGCAUGAGGAGCAGCACAAGCGGCGCUAGUUGCUGCUUGAGACGGACACAUUGUGAUGAGGACAAGAAGCCCAACAGAAAUCUGCAAAUUCAGCUUAACACUGAUGGACCUAUCAAGUACGUUGAGGUUCUGGGAGGAGACGUCAUGUCUCAGAGUCACUCCUUCAGAUCCUGCAUGUCUCCCAUGUCGGAGUACAGUGAUUUCACUUUGGUCAAACCCAGCAGCACCACUGACUUUAAAGAGGUCAUUAGUGUCCUGGAUGCCUCUUUACCUGACAGUACAUGGACCUUUGAGAGCCAGCAGGUGAGCCACUGUUUUGGUUUUAAGACAACUUCUAGCUGA